Messenger RNA from Gasterosteus aculeatus aculeatus (three-spined stickleback), 4488 nucleotides. RefSeq names its product frizzled-7. Gene Ontology annotation, molecular function: Wnt receptor activity; Wnt-protein binding. Gene Ontology annotation, cellular component: plasma membrane. The record is from RefSeq and is a predicted model, not a curated record. Gene Ontology annotation, biological process: non-canonical Wnt signaling pathway; canonical Wnt signaling pathway. NCBI's taxonomy places the organism in Eukaryota, Metazoa, Chordata, Actinopteri, Perciformes, Gasterosteidae.
CGCGGUUUCAAGGCGCCCUGCGUUCUGCUGGAAGGUCUUGUGAAUGAAGGGGGUGCCUGAAAACCGGUGGAAUCCACGCGCAGUGAGGAGAGCGAGCCUCUGGACUUCCAACUGCUCAGCAUGUGAACCAACGGUCUGUUGGAAGUCAAGUCGAAAAGCGACGGAAAUUUAAUCAUUUUUAAGUUUAGAACGUGCCUUAUUUUGCGCUAAUGUAACUUUGAUUACGCGUCGAACUCGCUGGAAUAACUUUGGUUUGGCAGAACUUGAAGAAAACUGGACUCUUGAGUGUUUUUUCACCGGGUCGGGAUUCAGAGUGGGCUGCUUGGAGUCACUUACAAAGACCAUCAAGAAGUCAUGACACGGGGGACGCUUCGCUCGGAUUUAUGCUCAUAAAACACGAGGAAAAGACUGCUACCGGCAUUUUAAACUCGAAGUGCUCGGACCACACGCAAAGUUUUGCGACAUUUUACGUAGAUUCCUCGCUCUUUUAACAAAAAAACCCCCCCUUUUUCAAGUUGCCCCACUCGGAUCAAAGUUUUUCCUUCCCUCCCCCCCUUCUCCUUUUCAACUAUGGCGGCGGCCAGGUCCACCGCUGGCUCCGUGUUACUGCGGCUCAUGUGGCUGGCGUGCGGGCUGUCCCUGUCGUCCACUUCUGCACAGAAUUACAACAACGACCACGGAAUAUCUGUCCCGGAACACGGGUUCUGCCAACCCAUCUCCAUCCCGCUUUGCACCGACAUCGCCUACAACCAGACCAUCAUGCCGAACCUCCUGGGCCACACGAACCAGGAGGACGCCGGGCUCGAGGUGCACCAGUUCUACCCGCUGGUUAAGGUGCAGUGUUCCGCGGACCUCAAGUUCUUCCUCUGCUCCAUGUACGCGCCCGUCUGCACGGUACUGGAGCAGGCCAUCCCCCCGUGUCGGACCCUGUGUGAGCGCGCACGCCAGGGCUGUGAAGCCCUCAUGAACAAGUUUGGCUUCCAGUGGCCGGAGAGGCUCCGCUGCGAGGCGUUCCCCGUCCACGGAGCCGGCGAGAUCUGCGUCGGCCAGAACACAUCGGAACCCAGCAGCCCGUCCUCGUCCUCACCCUUUGCACCAGAACCGGUCACCCUCCCCCCAAGCAUUGACCGACCCAACCCACGCCCUCCUCAAAACAACCAGUACCACCAGUUCUCCUGCCCACUGCAGUUGGAAGUGCUUCCCUACCUGGGCUACCGAUUCAUGGGGGCCAACAACUGCGGGGCCCCGUGCGAGCCCACCAAACCCACCGGCAUUAUGUAUUUCCAGGAGGAUGAGGUGAAAUUCGGCCGGUUGUGGGUUGGAAUCUGGUCCAUUUUGUGCUGCGUGAGCACCUUGUUCACGGUGCUCACCUAUCUAGUCGACAUGAGGCGGUUCAGAUACCCCGAGAGGCCCAUCAUCUUCCUAUCCGGCUGUUAUUUCAUGGUGGCGGUGGCCUACGCUGCCGGCUUUUUCCUGGAGGACAAAGUUGCCUGCGUGGAUAAAUACAGAGAGGACAGCUACAGAACGGUGGCCCAGGGGACUAAAAAGGAGGGCUGCACCAUCCUCUUCAUGGUGUUGUACUUUUUUGGCAUGGCCAGCUCCAUCUGGUGGGUGAUUCUGUCCCUGACCUGGUUCCUCUCUGCCGGAAUGAAAUGGGGCCACGAGGCGAUCGAAGCCAACUCCCAGUACUUCCACUUGGCCGCGUGGGCCGUCCCGGCCAUCAAAACCAUUACCAUCCUCGCCAUGGGCCGGGUGGACGGCGACGUCCUGACCGGGGUGUGUUUCGUCGGGAUCUUCAACGUGGACGCCCUGCGCGGCUUCGUCCUGGCGCCGCUUUUUGUCUACCUGUUCAUCGGCACGUCCUUCCUCCUGGCCGGCUUCGUGUCCCUGUUCCGGAUCCGUACCAUCAUGAAGCACGACGGCACCAAGACGGAGAAGCUGGAGAAGCUGAUGGUGCGGAUCGGGGUGUUCAGCGUGCUGUACACGGUCCCGGCCACCAUAGUGAUCGCCUGUUACUUCUACGAGCAGGCCUUCAGGGAGCACUGGCAGCGGACCUGGCACAUGCAGACCUGCAAGCGGUUCGCUGUACCCUGCCCGGUUCACAACUUCGCCCCCAUGACUCCGGACUUCACCGUGUUCAUGAUCAAGUACCUGAUGACCAUGAUAGUCGGGAUCACCUCGGGUUUCUGGGUCUGGUCUGGGAAGACUCUUCAAUCCUGGCGGAGGUUCUACAAGCGCCUUAGCAACGGUAACCACGGGGAGACGACGGUGUAAAGAUUCGAGGGGGAAAGGGCACAAAGAAAACGGUGUUUUGGAUUUAAAAACCAUGUAAAUUAGGUCAAAUAGCUUUUAUUACUAUUUUGGACAUUUCAUUUUAAUUUUUUUUUCUCAGUUGUGACAGCGUUUCAGGCUUCUGGUCACACAACCAAACUUUGAUCUAUAUUCGAUAGAAGUUGGAUUUUUUUUUUUCAUUUUAUAUUUCUAUAGUCAUCAUCAGACAGCCCACAAUACUGGCUUUUAUAUUUUUUGGAUCACAAACUGAUGCAAAUGACCAUACUGGUUCAUGGACUCUAAUGCCUGACUGGUGAGGUUCCUUUUGAUAUGAAACUUCCUAUUAUUAUAGAUUAUAUCCUCAGUAUCACAAUUUUAAUGUAACGUUAACUUCCUGUCCACUCCGGUGAGUUUCUCACCCCAACAGAAAAGACUGAUGUGUCCAAGUGUGGCCUUCUGUCCAUGCUGCAGCAAAUAGGUCAGAGGUUGUGGGUCCCUACAGCCGCCACUGACUGAAUUCACUCAAUACAAACACCUGGAUUUUACCUUUUUUUUUUUUAAAUUCUCCCUUGAGAAAUUUCAGCUUGAGACAGAAAUGCUUUAAUGUGUGUGUGAGAAGUCUGAGUAUAAUCUCGCUGAGAAAUGAUCCAUAAACUCGUGACUCCACGCCAUCAUGUGUCAAGUGGCUGCCUAGAAAUCCAAACUUUUAUUUCUUCUUUUCUUUAUUUUUUUCAGACUGUCGAGUAUUUGUAUUGAAUGUUCACUCCGAAGGUGAAUGAAGUUAUGUAUUGGUUUGCACAGCUAAAGGUAACAAGUGUUAAAAAUGACUGAUUCAAACUGUUAAAGAGACCACACACACACACACACACACACAGAGGCCUGCAAUGAAGACACAACAGCUCAUUGUUUGUCUCAGUGUGUGGUCUCUCGACUGUUGGAUCCUUCCAUCCAAAAUACUUUUAAGCUUUUAAGACAUCCACAGCACCAUUUCAAGGACACACACAGUGGAAAUGGUUGCUCAGGAUUUUAAUGUUAUUUUAUCCUGGAUAAAGAUGACUGUACACAUUCAGGCCUGUGUAUCUGCCCCCAUCCCCUUUCUAUGAUUUCACUUGCAACAAAGACUUUUUAGUGAAUCUUUUUUUUUUUUUGUCAAACAGCAUUGUAUGGACUUUUUUUUUUUGCUUCUGCAAACCGAACUGAUGUUUGAUGUUCUUAGUUGUGAAAACACUAGGAAGGAGGUCAAAGUCCACAACCGUGUGGGAAUAUUUUUUAUUUGGAAAGCGAGAAUGUGUUGUAUUCGGCAGAUGUGGAGCGUUCUCUGGAACCGAACAUACGGAGGUGAUAUACCAAUAUAUUACUACAGAACUGUUGAUGAAAUGGAACACCCACAUUGCCUAGUGACCACUUCAUUUUUUUAUCAAAUUAAGCAAGGGUAAACCUAAACUAAGAUUUUGUUUUUUUUAAUCUUAAUGUUUUUUCUUCAAAUUUAUGAGCACCCGUAACCCUCGACAUUCAAGUAGGAAAACGACGAGUGCAGAAAAGUCAUGUUUUUUUCCCGACUGAUGGUGGCAUAUUGUUCCUUUUCUUGUUGUACAGCACAAGUUCUCUUCGUACGUCACCUGCAAAUGAUGAGUUCAGACCUCUAGCAGCAAUCAGGGUAAACUCACAACAUAAUGGCCUAUUAGACCUGCUAUUUUAGGUUUGUUUUAUCUACCAACGCUCUGUCUUGAAUCCAAGAAUACUAAUACUAGAUAUAUACCCUAAGUACCAAAUGUUAUACUGUUACAGCAGUUUGUAUACAAAAACUGUCACAUUUCCCACGUGAAUGCACUACAUACCUCCACCCUGGUUAAAGUUAGUACAUAGGCUUGAGACACUCUUACAUCUCUCGUCCAUGUUUUAAGGAAACAGUACCACAUUAUUCUUUGUAAUUGCCUUCCGGCAGCAAAGAUCUGACGGUGUCAGUGACACCAGACAGAUGGGUUUGUUUUGUACCAAGUUUUCAGAAGGAUUACAAGUGUGUGUGUGUGUGUGUGUGUUAUUUUUUUUUUUUUUGUCUCAUUGGAACAUAUGCGACCUACCAAGAUAACACAGACUCUGUUUUUAAAGGCAUAUUGUAUUUAUGGGAAUAUUCAUUUUUGUCUUUUUUUUUUUUUUAAAGAAAUAAGCCUGUUGUAUGUGUACAGUUUGAAUAAAAGCGAUACGGUUUGUAAUGCA